This is a messenger RNA of Phyllopteryx taeniolatus (common seadragon), 4705 nucleotides long. RefSeq lists its product as uncharacterized. NCBI's taxonomy places the organism in Eukaryota, Metazoa, Chordata, Actinopteri, Syngnathiformes, Syngnathidae. Gene Ontology annotation, biological process: microtubule-based movement. Bases 723 to 4514 code for a protein of 1263 amino acids. The transcript has 15 exons. Gene Ontology annotation, molecular function: ATP binding; microtubule motor activity; microtubule binding. The record is from RefSeq and is a predicted model, not a curated record.
ACUCAACUGCAACAGCCGGCGAGUCUGGGAGAUUAUCACAAUGUUGUGUGUUUCCGCAAAUAUUGUCCCCCCGCGUGAAACGCGUCACUCGGCUCAAAGUGUGUGUGUCACCUUGAUUAUUGUCCGGCUGGAACAAGAGUCGACCGCGGUAUGUUUUAGUUUCCGUAUUUAUUGAAAAUAAAAAAAUAGGCGCUACUUUGUUUACUUUGAUAGUGCAGUAUAGUCAUAUUAUAAACAUCUUAGAAACGUUCCGAGUAACAGUAAUCAUAAUCAUAUUCAUCGACGUGAUUUACAUCUCAAGGCAUCGUGAGUGAAUGAUCUAAUCUUAUUUUAUUGGAUUAUCAUCACUCUCGUGCUCGUCUCGACGAAGACGCGAGAGCCGUCGCCAUGGAGACCAAGUGCACGGAAAUAGCGACACUUGUCAACGCAAACUGUCACAAGGGAGCGGUUUAGUGCGUCUUUUAAUCUUGCACUAGCUUUAAAUUAGCACCGUCAGCUCGUUUUUUAGUCAAAAGGCUCGCAUAUGACUACGCCCCUCUGUGGCGUUCAGUGCACUUUUCAAACAUCAUCGCACCUCGGAAACGUGCUCAUACUUUUUCUUCGGCCUUCGCCAAUGUGCAACUUGUGUUGGCACGGAACUCAAGACAGUUUUGUGAUGACACCGCGGUCGACGUUAUUCGACAGAAGGCACAAGGGAGGGAUAUCACCAGGAACACAUCACCAUGGCAACGGGUCUGUGGAGGCAAGUGGAAGAACAUCCAGCCAUGACACUGAGUCUGUUUGAGUGCCUCAAGUUGGUGGGCCUUCAGCGUCUUCACGAGCGCUUCACCUCCAUGGGGAUCCACCAUGCGGCCUGUCUCGUAGCCCUCACUUCGGAGGACCUUCCCCUCUUGGAGAUCCGCACGGCUGAGGACAAAAGCCGUCUCUUCAAGCUGGUCCACCUGCUCAGAACGCUGGAGCAGGAGGGGCUGAGACUCGGAGAAGUGGCCGAUGACCAGGAAACGUCUCGCAAGCGUCCUGCGCAGCACGGCAACCACAGAAGCGCCAGGCCAGACAUUACUAAACGGUUAUCCAUGUACAAUACGUACUCCACGCCGCAAGCCCAGAGGAAUAUCGCGCCCCGCCACCGCCAACAUCAGCACCCGAGACCCAACGUUGCAGCCAAGAGGUGCACGAAUACAGCAAAUCAUCCGAUGCCUGUUUACGAAGCCAAGAGAAAACCAGGGUACAACUACGGGCUUCCUCUCCAGCCCGUUUCUGCAAAAAAGCAAACCCGUGGCCUGAGGAUCAUUGUCUGCGUGAGGAAACGACCGCUGACGCACGCCGAGAGAAGGAAGGGCGAGGCGGAUGUUGUGAUAACGCCCAGUGCCGAGUGCGUGAUUGUGGAAGAAGGCAAAGAAGCUGUGGAUCUCACCCGGUACAUUCUACAGCAUCCGUUCUACUUUGACCAAGUUUUUGCAGAGUAUCAUUCCAAUGAGGAAGUAUAUAAGAAAACAGCAUAUCCUCUGGUGCAGCACAUGCUCAACGGCGGGAAGGCCACUUGCUUUGCAUUUGGCCAGACGGGCGCGGGCAAGACUCACACCAUGAUGGGUUCCACUCCAGGGGAGGUGGGUUUGUACGUGCUGGCAGUCCAGGACAUCUUUGCCCACCUGUCGGCCACGUGCAGCCCACUGCUGGUGUACGUCAGCUUCUGUGAGAUCUAUUGUCGCCAGCUCUAUGACCUGCUCAACAACAGAAAAAGAUUGUUUGUGAGGGAGGAUGGUCACAGCGUGGUGCACAUUGCAGGACUUUGUGAUGUCAGAGUGGACUCGGUUAACUCACUCCUGAAGGUGAUCUCGCAGGGUUUAGCGGCACGCACAAAGAGGGUGAGCGGCAUCAAUCCGCUUUCGUCUCGGUCCCACGCCUUGCUUCAAAUUCAGCUCAGAUCCACCAACCAGCAGAUCGUUGGCAGAAUGUGGUUCAUCGACUUGGCAGGAAGUGAGCGGGCGUCGGACACCACGGCGACAGACUGGCAGACUCGUAUGGAGGGAGCUGAGAUCAACCAGAGUCUGCUGGCUCUGAAAGAAUGUAUCCGCUCCCUUGAUCAAGAACAGCGGCACACACCGUUCAGACAAAGCAAACUCACUCAGGUCUUGAAAGAUUCAUUCAUUGGCAACUCCAUGACUUGUAUGAUUGCCAACAUUUCACCCAGUCAUGUCGCCACAGAGCACACUCUGAACACACUAAGAUAUGCCGACCGUGUGAAGGAGUUGAGGGGUCGCAGCGGAGGACAAGAAUGCAAAGCCACAUCAUCUUCCAAAUGCAGCAGCGUUGGAAAGAGUCUCCCUAAGAAGCCAAAGAUGGCGAUACCCAACGCGUCUUUUGCCGCUGUUGCACCCACGCCGAGGAAACCCACAGGGAGAGCCGUCAACUGUUCCACGCCCAAGAGCAGCAGAUACGGGGAGGGAAGAGCUGCGAGAGCCAAACUCGACAUCGGAAUCGAAGAAGUGGGGAACUCGCUGGUAAAGGGCGAUGGAGGGCACGGUUGCAACAAAGAAAACGGGAGCACCAACACGUCGAGUAAAGAAGGACUAAGUGAGGGAAGCCAAAAUGAGAGACUCGAGGAGUCAACAGAAGCAGAUGGAGAAGAUGCCGUAACAGUGGACGAGGAAAUGCAGCAGCACCUUCGACACUAUCACCGGCAGCUGCAGAUGUUCGUGCCGUUCUCCGUCUCGCCGCCUUGCUCCGACCGCCGAUCACUCUGCUCCUCCGCAUCAUCCGCCGGACAUCUUGCAUUUUCUGGCCGUCACGGUUCGAAGGACGCUACGACCGCGUACGACAGCAGAGUCGAAAGUAGCGAGUCUUUAGUAGAAGACGGGCAGCAAAGAGUUGAGAUGAGGUGGCUGACUAAUCUGGAACAGGCCGACGUUGCAGUGGAUGUAGCCGUCAACUCGGGAGAGAAUGGCGAGGACUCGCUGGAAAUGGACCCCUCGCUUGACGGCUUGUGGACGGACUGUUUAAUGUCCGUCCACAAGACCAUCUGCGGCUCCUCUCGUGUUGAACAGCAGCAUCAGGAACGGCAAUCCGACCAUCACUUGGUGUCAGCCUGUGAACAUAAGAGUGUAGUCCAAACCCUUCAGGACUACAGGACAAAGCUACCUAGAGUGUUACAAAAUAGUCAGGUAUGCAAACAUCUGGAGGUACACAAACAGUCGGAGGAUAAAGCCAAAAUGUCUAAGGAUAAUACCUCAAGCGACUCCCGACUUGAGGGUACCACAGCCUUACUGGUUCAAGGAGAUCAGACCAAUAGCCAGCUCUGUACACUUGGGAGGGAAAAAGAGCCACUCACACAUGCAAAGAAUAAAGACAGAGAAUUCAACCUUCGGUCUUCCAGCUGCGACACUAAAGUGGCAAAAAAGUACACAAAGGAGAUCACACAUGCAAAGGAUGAGGACAGGGAAUCCUGUCCCCCAAAAGACUUACAGUCUCCCACUUCUAACGCCAAAUGGGCCAAUAACUGCACAAAGGAGCCACUCGCACUUUUAAAGAAUAAGGACAGAGAAUGUUCUCUCCGAUCUCCCACUUCUGACACCAAAUUAGCAAAUAAGUACAUGAUAAAAGAGCAUCACGCACACGCUAAGGAUGAGGAUGCAGAUUUAUGCCUCUCAAAGGACUUGCAGUCUCCCACUUCUGCUGGCAAACUGGCCAAAAGGCACACAAAGGAGUGUCUCACACAUGCUAAAAAUAAAGACGAUGAAAUUUACCAGGGGUCUCCUACUUCUGACACCAAAUUGACGAGUAAAUGCAUGUGGGGCCAACUCACACAUGCAAAGGAUGACGAUGAAGUCUGCCUCCCAAUUAACAUCCGGUCUCCCACUACUGACGUUAAAUUGGACAAUAAGUACACAAUGAAAGAGCAUCUCACACAUGCAAAGAAUAAAGACCAGGAAUUUUUCUUUCUGUCUCUCACUUCUGACGUCAAAUUGGCCAAACAGUAUAUAGUAAAGGAGCAUCUCACACAUGCAGCGGAUGAGGACUCAGACCUCUGCCUACCAAAGGACAGCAGGUCUCCCACUUCUGAUGCCAUUCAUCUCACAGAGCUGACACAAGAAACCUCAUGUGCACCAAAGAAAACCAUCUCACCCUCUUCGACUAAGAGUGAAACCGCUGCACCAAAUCUUCCCUGCAAAUCUCCGAAACUCCAAAUGGAUGAGCCUGCAGACUUGCACUGGAAAGAAAGGCCCUCCGACCCAGAGUUUUCCCUAACAAUGGAUCAUGCCAAAUGGCGUGUCAUCCAGGCCCACUGGGAGAAACUGAGGAAAAUGGAGCCCUUACUGCAUGAAGAGCAAACGCUUCUAUGCAAGCAACCUUAUAUGGCAUUUGUGGAUUAUGUGGACAAGCUGGAGGAGAUUCUGGAUCGCAACGCGCAGUGUCUGCGCAGCAUGAGAACCAAGCUGCGUUUAUAUCGUAUGACCAGCUCCUUUUCUGAGCCUGAGCACAAACAAGCGGAACACAGUAUUAAACCACUGGCAUGAAUAAAGCGUGGGUUUACAUUCUGUCACUCGGGAAUCAAACAGACAUGUUUAUUUAGUGUUUAAGAUGUUUACAUCCUUUGUAAGCUGAAAAAUGUCGUCCACGUUUUGUUUAAAGGUUCUAAUUUAAUGUCUUAUUUAUUUUAUUUUAUGGCUAGUUUUCAUUCAAAUUAAUAAAAUCUAUUUGCAGUUUA